Messenger RNA from Sphaerulina musiva SO2202, 457 nucleotides. RefSeq lists its product as uncharacterized. The coding region runs from base 70 to 324 and encodes 84 amino acids. The record is from RefSeq and is a predicted model, not a curated record. The transcript is spliced from 2 exons. NCBI's taxonomy places the organism in Eukaryota, Fungi, Ascomycota, Dothideomycetes, Mycosphaerellales, Mycosphaerellaceae.
UGCUUAUCUUCUGACCUUCAUUCGUGUUUUCGCCCUAGCUGAUUUCUCUUCGCAAGAACUCAACCUUUCAUGACCCUUUCUCAAUUCCUUCAAGCUAGCUGGCCAAGAAGGCCAGUUAUCCUUGUGACCUCAGGGAAGAAAGUACAAAAGUACUUAUGUGAGAGUCCAAUGUGCCCACCAGAUACUUGGAAAGAGAGAGCAAUUCUUUUCGCACGAGUAUUGUCGGCAGGUAAUGGUCCGUUAGCUCAGUUGCAGAAAGCAGUAGGUAGCGAGGGCGUUGCAGAUGAAAGUGCUGAGGUGUUCUGUUGUCGAAAAGGGCACUAGAAUACUUAUGUAACUAUAAAAGGAGUCACACGGAAUAUACCGGCGACCGGUAAGCUGUGUUGCUAUAUCGGAGGCAGGAGUGAAGUGCUGCUAGGCAGCAAGUGAGUAGGAAAAACGAGCGAUCUGGAUCUUU